CUUAGCGCCCGGCCCCCCGUCGCCGCCGCGGCCCAGCGAGCGGCCCAGAUGCAGGCCAUCAAGUGUGCGGUGGUGGGAGACGGAGCUGUGGGUCAGACUUGCCUCCUGAUCAGUUACACUACCAAUGCAUUUCCUGGAGAAUACAUCCCCACUGUCUUUGACAACUACUCUGCCAAUGUCGUGGUGGAGGGAAAACCCGUGAAUCUGGGCUUGUGGGACACAGCCGGACAAGAAGAUUAUGACCGAUUACGCCCCCUGUCCUACCUGCAGACAGAUGUAUUCUUAAUUUGCUUUUCUCUUGUGAGUCCUGCAUCAUUUGAAAGUGUUCAUGCAAAGUGGUACCCUGAAGUGCGACACCACUGUCCCAACACACCCAUCAUCCUGGUGGGGACGAAACUUGACCUGAGGGACGAUAAAGACACGAUCAAGAAGCUGAAGGAGAAGAAGCUGACGCCCAUCACCUACCCGCAGGGCUUGGCCAUGGCCAAGGAGAUCGGUGCCGUCAAAUACCUGGAGUGCUCGGCGCUCACGCAGUGAGGCCUCAAGACAGUGUUUGAUGAAGCGAUCCGGGCGGUUCUCUGCCCGCGCCCCGUCAAGAAGAGGAAGAGAAAGUUCCUGCUCUUGUGAACGUCUGCCCCCCACCGUCCGCCCCCAGGACCCUUUGAUGCUUUGCUCAAACGUGGGGCCUUCGCACUCAAUGCCAAGUAUUUGUUACAGAUUAGUUUUUCCAUAAAACCGUUUUGAACCAAUCAGUAAUUUCUAGGUUUUGUUUGUUUAAAGUGUAAGAAUUCAAACUUUCACAUUCUAUUAAAGUUCAGUC
Messenger RNA from Dama dama (fallow deer), 820 nucleotides. RefSeq names its product ras-related C3 botulinum toxin substrate 1-like. NCBI's taxonomy places the organism in Eukaryota, Metazoa, Chordata, Mammalia, Artiodactyla, Cervidae. Gene Ontology annotation, biological process: actin filament organization; regulation of actin cytoskeleton organization; establishment or maintenance of cell polarity. The transcript has a single exon. The record is from RefSeq and is a predicted model, not a curated record. Gene Ontology annotation, molecular function: GTP binding; GTPase activity; protein kinase binding. Bases 49 to 537 code for a protein of 162 amino acids. Gene Ontology annotation, cellular component: cell cortex; cytoplasmic vesicle; cytoskeleton.